CGGGCUCGCUUGGUAAACUUGCGCGUGUUCGAAUGAUUUUUUCAAAUUUGAUACAGAUGGCGCUGGACGCGCAUUUCGAGGGAAACUUGAAUUUCAAAGUCGUGUCGACUAACUGACGCAUUAUAGAAAGAACCGGCGUUCUAUUGUAAGAUCUCCGAAACAGUGUAACACUGACCGUGUGAGUAGGGUGAACGACGACAAUUGGAUUUGAGUUUCCAUCGAGUUGACGCAGUUCGAUUCUGACCGUGAAAAUACGAACGUAAACUCGAACGUGUGGUUGACUUUGUUUAUAAAAAUUUACCUGGCUGCUACGUGAACUCACCCGAGACUAUUCUUGUUAUCGGAGGAAAACAAACCGUCGACACUCGUUUAUAUUUACUCCAAAGGCGUCGAGACAACGAUUUCUUUGUUCUUUCUUUGAAGAAAAAACCAACAAAGAAUAAAAAUGGAAGAAUACGAUAGAUACAUUUGUAAAGAUAUGAGAGGCUUGUACAGCCUAAUAUUCAAAAAUACUAAUAAUAUGAAAAAAGAAGAAAUGCAAGAAAUAUUUUCAGAGUAUGGACCUGUUGCUGAGAUUAAAGCAGCAGGAGAUACAAGAGGAUAUCACUUUAUUCGAUAUCAAAACUUGGAAGAGGCUAAGUUGGCUAUGAUAGGUAUGAAAGAUCAUUCCAAAAUUAAUUUGUUGCAACAUGUUAAAAAAGAUAAAAACAAUGACAGAAAUCGUCAAAACAACUCUUCUGGAAAUAAAAACACAAAAGUACAAGAUCAGGUUGGUCAUAAGGAAAGCCAAAAAUUUAAUAAAGAUUCAACUCCUAAGGUUCAAAAUUCUGUUCCUUGGGAGGACUUUGGAAAAGAUCUCUCGAAAGACUCUUCUGAAAAUAAAAACUCAAAAGCACAAGAUCAGAUUCAUCACCAAAGGAAUCAAAAAUUGAAUAACAAUUCAACUUCUAAGGUUCAAAAUUCUGUUCCUUGGGAGAACUUUGGAAAAGAUCUCUCGAAAGACUCUUCUGAAAAUAAAAACUCAACAGCACAAGAUCAGAUUCAUCACAAGGGGAACCAAAAAUUGAAUAACGAAUCAACUCCUAGGAUUCAAAAUUCAGUUUCUUUGCAAAAUGAAAAAGAUAAUGAACUUAAUGAUACAACAAGUACUACAACGAGUGUUCCAUCCUUAAGAGAGGAGACUAAAAAAGUUACUACAAGACACAAGGAUAAAAGUAUACAUGAAGAUAUUUCAAUCGUUGAUGAAGUUCCUGACCUUGUAGCAUCUAACAAAAAUAUGCAAAAACCUAUAUUUUUAGAUGCACAAGAAGUGAUAGUUGGUAAUAUUCCAGAUAAACAUAGUAGUGCUUAUAUGUUGCAUCUUUUCCAAAAGUGGACACCACUUGCAGUUACUAAUAUUUCAACAACAAAGAAUAAUAUUAGAUUCUGCAGAAUAUAUUUAAUGUCAGAAAAAGAUGCUUGUGAAAUUGAAUCACGCUUUGAUAAAAUGGAAUUGUUAGGUCAAAGAUUAGUAGUUUUACGUCCUAAUCAAUUAAUAAAAGAAAGUAGUUUUAAAUUUUGUUAAUGAUGAUAUUUAUUCAUAUCAUCAAUUCAAUAUUGUUAUUUUGUACUCAAAGAUUUAUAAGUUUUGAAAUUGAAACUUCAUUAACCUAAUCAAGUAGAUUAAAACUAAUCAAUCAACAAUUAAAUUUUAAUUUAAUAUUUAAAAUUUAAUAAUCAAU
Messenger RNA from Trichogramma pretiosum, 1721 nucleotides. RefSeq lists its product as uncharacterized. Bases 446 to 1564 code for a protein of 372 amino acids. The record is from RefSeq and is a predicted model, not a curated record. The transcript is spliced from 2 exons. Gene Ontology annotation, molecular function: RNA binding. NCBI's taxonomy places the organism in Eukaryota, Metazoa, Arthropoda, Insecta, Hymenoptera, Trichogrammatidae.